This is a messenger RNA of Aspergillus ochraceoroseus IBT 24754, 1131 nucleotides long. Its product is annotated as TauD/TfdA dioxygenase family protein. Gene Ontology annotation, molecular function: 2-oxoglutarate-dependent dioxygenase activity. The record is from RefSeq and is a predicted model, not a curated record. Lineage: Eukaryota; Fungi; Ascomycota; Eurotiomycetes; Eurotiales; Aspergillaceae. Bases 1 to 1131 code for a protein of 376 amino acids. Gene Ontology annotation, cellular component: cytoplasm. The transcript is spliced from 3 exons.
AUGCCCUCCCCAGCCCCUUUGCUAAGGCCCAAGAAGGCCCAACCGGUCAACGCCCCUAAGGAAGAUGCGCCAAUUAACUACGACAUCAACAUCCCUUACGUGGAUGUCACCAAGGAAUCUCACUUGCGCACUAGGUAUCCUGAAUACCUCCCGACAUGGGACAAGAUGUGGUUUGAUCCACUCCCCCAUUUCGAUUAUGAUGACCCUGCCCUGCGCGUCGAAGACAAAUCCAAACGCAACUUGUUAACUCCCAAUGCGAAAGUGACGGAGAUCCAACCUCAAAUCGGCAGCAUCAUUGAAGGUGUGCAACUGAGCCAACUCUCUGCAGCCGCCAAAGACGAGCUUGCGCUCCUUGUUUCCGAGCGCAAAGUUGUCGCUUUCCCUAACCAGGACCUGAUCGAUGCUGGUCCCGCCGCGCAAGCGGCCUUUAUGAGUUACUUCGGUAAACCGAAUUACCAGCCCGUCUCAGGUACCGUGCGCGGUUACCCUGGGUUUCACAUCAUUCAUCGCGAUGGGAACCGGGAAGAAAUCUCACGCUUUUUGGAGCAACGCACCACCACUACACUCUGGCAUCAGGAUGUCAGCUAUGAGAUCCAACCACCAGGAUAUGUGAUGCUAGGUUUGUUGGAAGGCCCUGAGGUUGGAGGUGAUACUGUUUUUGCUGCAACCGAUUUGGCCUAUAAGCGCCUCUCCCCCACUCUCUGUUCAUGGCUGGACACUCUGAGCGCUGUCCACUCGUCUACAAAGAUGAUUAACCAUGCCCGUCUUACUGGUGGCUUGGUGCGCAAAGACCCUGUUAACACCGUCCACCCGUUAGUCCGCAUUCAUCCCGUAACCGGGGAGAAAUCCUUGUUUAUCAACAGGGAAUUCAUUCACAAGAUCGAGGGCCUCAAGGAGCCCGAGCAACAAUGGUUGCUUGAUUUUCUCAUGCAGCAUAUUAUCAGUGGGCACGACUUCCAAGCUAGAGUACGAUGGCAGCCCAGGACUAUCGUCAUUUUCGAUAACCGGAGCACGAUUCAUUCGGCUAUUGUUGACUAUGUUGAUGAUGAUUAUGGUGCCAAACUCCGCCAUAUCUUCCGGCUGUGUGCCUUGGGCGAAAAGCCAGUCCCCGUUUACGACGAUUUCGAGUAA